Messenger RNA from Hydra vulgaris (swiftwater hydra), 942 nucleotides. Its product is annotated as zinc finger MYM-type protein 5-like. NCBI's taxonomy places the organism in Eukaryota, Metazoa, Cnidaria, Hydrozoa, Anthoathecata, Hydridae. The record is from RefSeq and is a predicted model, not a curated record.
AUGAAGUCACAACUCUCAAAUGUUGAAGUAGAGCCAGUGCCAAUUGAGGAAGAUGAAUUGUUAAAUAGGAAAGUUAUGAGUGCUGAUGUGAAAGAGAAUGUAAUAGACGAAAAUGAAAAUAUUCCUCUAAAGACAUCAACUGCAAGGCUAGAAGAAUUACUAGACAAGGCAGACGAUGUCCAACUAGUUCCAUCAAAUAACUAUGAUAUUGGUUUAAUUAAGGAAUUAUUUUGCACUGCUGAACAAAUAGAAAAAUUUGUUCAUCAUGGACCCAUUGCUCACCCAACAAAAUUUCCAAAAGAUCCAUUGUCUAAGUCAUUUCCGCGCACGUUAUUUCACAUUGCCAUGCCAAAUGGCGAAAAAAUUCCACGAGAUUGGCUAACAUGGAGUGAGACGAAGAAUGCACUUUACUGUUUUCCCUGCCGACUUUUCUCUAAAAUGCCAGAAACCCAUCAAUCGGCAUUAUCUCUGCCAACAGGAUAUUCCAAGCCCAAGGACAAUAAAUGGAAGAAACUUUAUGAAAAAAUUCCUCAUCAUCAAUCCAGCAGUGGGCAUAAGAUGUGUUAUGUAGAAUGGAGACGAUUAGAAGAAAAUCUCAGAGAUAAUACAACUAUCAAUUUUCUACUAAAUGAUAAUAUAAAGACAGAAGUAGAAAGAUGGAGGCAAAUACUUCGUAGAGUAUUAGAUGUUAUCUUGUUUUUGGGUGAAAGAGGUCUUGCAUUUAGAGGCGAUAGUCAUCUAAUUGGUGACCCCAAAAAUGGGAAUUUUUUGGGAAUUAUGGAACUCAUUGGUCAUUACGAUUCCAUUCUACAUGAUCAUCUCGAAAAAGUAAAAGCUUCUCAACAGAGCCAUAAGCGAAUGCAAGCACAUUAUUUGUCAAAUGAUAUCCAGAAUGAGUUUAUUCAGUGCUGUGCAGAUAAAGUCAGAUGUGAUAUUAGAUGA